AUGGAAGGAGCUAACACCAAGACAUCUAACCCGAAUGAAAUAAUUUCACCGCCAGAACAAUUAUCUGUAGAUCAGGACCCUCCAAUUGACGAGGAAGUUGUCAAGGAUGAAACAGAAAAAGCAAACAAAGCAAUUAGCAAUGCUGUUUCCACUUCUACGAUUGACUGGACUCCAAGCGAGAAUUUGGACCUCAGCGAUGUCAAGACGAAGCCUCCACCAAGAAAAUCUGUGGAUCCAUCUUUAAGAGGAUGGAGGGAAGUAGGUGGUUGGGAAGAAAAAGAUGCAUUGACUUUGGAGGAUGAAGUCACGGACUUGUUAUCGAAGGCUUCUGUCUUUGAUAACUACCUUCCUCAAGUAGCUUUCGGUGACUGGUAUCACAAUGUAGGCUACUUGAUCUUAGGAGGGCUCUUAUCAUGGAUAUUUGGUUGGUUCAGGUUUUCUCUUGCUCCUGUGUUUUUCAUCAUGUUGAUAUUUUCGGUAUUAUAUCGUUCUUCGGUUCGAAAAUACAGAAUCACUUUGAGGGAGCAGGCUCAAAGAGAAUUUUCUAUCAAGCUGAUUGAAAAUGACUACGAAACUAUGAACUGGUUAAACAACUUUUUGGAAAAGUUCUGGUUUUACUUGGAGCCUUCUAUUUCUCAAAUUGUAUGUGAGCAAGUCAACCCCAUUUUAGCAAGCUCGCCCGCUCCCGCUUUCAUUAAGGCUUUAUGGAUCGAUUGUUUCACAGCAGGAACAAAGGCUCCUCGCAUUGACGCUGUCAAGACUUUGCAUGGUACUGCCGAUGACGUUGUUGUUAUGGACUGGGGUUUUUCCUUCAUUCCGAAUUCAUUGGCUGAUUCUAAUUCGAAACAGUUGAAAAAUAAUGUUGACCAAAAGCUCGUCGUUAAAGCUAAUUUAUUUGGGUUUACGAUCCCAGUUGCAAUUUCGGACGUUUCUUUCAAAGGUCUUGCAAGAAUUAGAUUGAGAAUGAUGUCAUCGUUUCCUCAUAUUGAAACUGCAAAUGUAACAUUAUUGGAACCACCACAAUUCGAUUUCAAUUGCAGGCUUUUAGGAGAUUCUGUAUUCAAUUGGGAAGUAUUAGGUUUUCCAGGUUUAUAUCCGUUUAUUAAUGAAAUGGUAAAGAAGUAUGCUGGCCCAAUGGUAUUCACACCAUUAUCGUUCCAAGUCAAUGUUCAACAGUUGAUUGCAGGAAAUGGAUUAGAUUCGUCGAUUGGUGUGUUAGCAAUCACUGCUCAUUCUGCAAGAGGUUUGAAGGCAUUUAGUACAAUCGGCAACACAUUAGAUCCUUACUUGACUUACGGUUUCCAAUCGAACGUCCUAGAGAAGACGGGUGUUAAAAGCAAUACUAGCCAGCCUGUAUGGAAUGAAACCAAGUAUAUUACUGUUAAGUCUCUUUCUGAGCCGUUGAAUAUAGCUGUUAUUGAUUAUAAUGAUUAUAGAAAGGACAAACAGGUUGGCUCUAUUCAAUUUGACUUGGAAGCUCUCCACGAUGAUCCUAAGCAAACUAAUAUUAGCGCUCCGUUCAUCAGAAAUAACAAGCCAGUGGGUGAACUUAAUUUUAGUUUGCACUUCAUGCCUACUAUUGAGCCAGAGAAACAAGCAGAUGGUGCUAUUGUACCGCCACCAGAUUUGAAUACUGGUAUUGCAAGAAUUGAAAUCGCUGGAGCUAGAAACUUGAAAGAUGGCGAAAAGCCACCAUCUACUUAUGCUGAAUUGUAUUUUAAUAAUGAAAAGGUUCUCACUACUGCGACUCAAAAAGGUACUGCGACGCCAGGCUGGGCCUCAAGCUACGAGAAGAUUGUUGGAGAUCGUAUCAAAUCUAAAGUACGUAUUGUUGUGAAAACUAAGGAUGAUAAGGUUUUGGGACAAUUGCAUGCUACUUUGAACGAAUUAAUUGAUGCUACCCAAGUCGAACUGAAUUGGUUUCCCUUGUCCAAAGGUGGUGAGGUUAGGAUUCCCGCAACAUGGAAGCCGGUUGCUCUUGCUGGAGCGAGCGGUGCUGGAGGAUAUGCUCCUCCCAUUGGAGUGGUUAGGAUCAGUGUUGACAAUGCUGAAGAUUUAAGAAAUUUAGAACAUGUUGGAAAAGUUGAUCCUUAUGUUAGGCUCAUGGUCAAUGGUUUCCAAAGAGCCAGGACUGUGGCUAAGGAUUCAACCUUAAAUCCUACGUGGAAUGAGAUUCAUUAUGUUAGUGUCUCAUCUCCUAAUCAAAAAUUGACCGUUGAAGUUAUGGACGUGGAGGCGCAUUCUCCUGAUCGUACUUUAGGUUCUUUUGAUGUCAAAUUGAGUGAUAUAAUUAGUAAGAACGAGAAGGGUCUCUAUAUCGAAUAUGAAGAUCCGGAAAAGAGACAAUCUAAGCUCAUUCAUAAAAAGGGACCAAAAGGAACAGUAACUUACUCUCUUUCUUUCUAUCCUACAUUGCCAGUAAUGACUUUGGAAGACAUAAGACAAGAAGAGGAAGAUAAGGCCAGAAAAGAAGAACAGAAGAAGAAAGCUGCUGAGAUGAGCGCAGAAGAAGCCAAACUGAAGAAAGACAACGCUGAGGCUAACACAAAGAAAAAAGAAGCUGAAGGAGCUGUUAAGGAUAAUGAUGAUGAUGAUGAUGAUGACGAAGAAAGUGCUGGAAGUCGUAAAUUAAAAUUAUCAUUGGAGGAGCUUAUUAAUUAUAAAAGCGGUGUCUUGGCUUUCGAACUUAUAGAUGCAAAAUUGCCAAAGGAGGACGUAUAUUUACAAGUCUUCACAGAUACGCAUGGCCAUUGUGAGUACGUUACUCAAAAGUUGAAGAGCAGACAUGCGAAGAUUGGCACAACUGGUGAUGCAAUUAUUAAAGAGUUGAAUGAUUCCAAAAUAUGUUUCAGACUCACAAAGAACAAGGAUGACAAUAGAGUCGCAAAAGUGUUAGCUGAAUUAACCAUGCCAACGGAGGAUUUAUUAAAAAAGUCUCUCAACGAAGAAGGCUCUAUUACUUUGACGGGUGCAAGCGAGGCUACUUUUAGGCUUCAGUGCUCUUGGAUUCCAAUCAUAUAUGAGCAUGCCGUCCCACCCCAGGAUUCAUUUAAGAAUUCUGGUAACUUAACUGUUACUGUUGUUCGUGCAGAAAACUUGAUUCUGGCUGAUAGAAACGGUAAAUCUGAUCCAUACUUCAAGUUGUACUUAAAUUCUGAAAAGGAUGCAUUCUUGAAAACUAAGAAAGUCAAGAGAUCUCUUGAUCCUAGUUUCAACCAGAGUGGAACUGUUGAAGUUCCUAACAAGUACGAUUCAAUAAUAAAGGCAGUCUGUUACGAUUGGGAUGUGGGUCCAGAAAAGGAUGAUUUACUAGGAAUAGGAAAUAUAAAGUUGUCAAAUGUUCCGGUUAAUGGCGAUGAAAUUGAAGUUUCUGUUCCUUUGAUUUGCGAGGACGACAGUUCUGGUGGUACUGCUUACUUCAAGCUUUCCUUCAACCCAGCCUGGAUUGUCAAUGUAGAGGGUGAAAGCUCACAUAUCGGUGGAGCCAUUGGCAGUGUGGGAAAUAUGGGUAAAGGCGUUGGAAAAGGUGUAGGUAAGGGUGUCGGAAAGGGUUUUGGCGGCGGAGCAAAGAUAAUCAAAAAGGGUCUCCAUCUUUCAAAAUAG
This is a messenger RNA of Priceomyces carsonii, 3603 nucleotides long. Its product is annotated as tricalbin. NCBI's taxonomy places the organism in Eukaryota, Fungi, Ascomycota, Pichiomycetes, Serinales, Debaryomycetaceae. The record is from RefSeq and is a predicted model, not a curated record. The coding region runs from base 1 to 3603 and encodes 1200 amino acids. The transcript has 2 exons. Gene Ontology annotation, molecular function: lipid binding.